Molecule: messenger RNA, 611 nt
Organism: Racocetra persica
Lineage: Eukaryota; Fungi; Glomeromycota; Glomeromycetes; Diversisporales; Gigasporaceae
Source: the annotation of a GenBank genome assembly
CUUUGGUACAUUUUAAUAAUACAACAUUUGGAAAAACUAAAUCACUAUCUAGAAUUUGUUUAAAACCACACCCAUCUAAUAUUCUUAAUUUAGCUUAUUAUCUUCAUUGCGAGUAUAACGAAUCUGAUAAAAAUAAUCUACUAAAUAUGAAAACAGAAAUAAUUAGUAAAUUAUAUAAAACGGUAAUGAACUAUAAUCUUAAAAAAUAUCAAAAACCUAUUUCCACCCGUUGGUUAUAUCAAUUGACUAUAGCUAAACAAUAUUUAAAUCAAAAAGAUAUUCAUCUUCAAUUUUCAGAUUGUGAAAAUUUAAAUAUAGAAAUUCAAAUUAUAGCUCGAUUUGGUGAAUGGUUUUAUGAAAAAGUAAUAUUUUUUUUAAUUGGCAGAGAUACAAAUUUUACAAAUCUUUCAAACAGAUUUAAAGCAGGUGAAAUGCCAGAUAAUGUAGAACAAUGGAUAAAUGAAUUACAAAUAGCUAUUAAAAAUCUAGACGAAGUCUUUGUAGAAGAAUUGUUAUUGGCCUACGAAAUUUUAUCUGAAGAUGAAUUUAUUGAUCUAAUGAAUAGAAUUGAAAAUGGAUUAGUAAAAGCAUUAGAAGCAUUUAAAAAAUAG